AUGAUCAGGCGAACAGCUUCAGUGACAACAUCGAAUUUUAUCUGGCAGGAUGGGUAUAUUUACUGGGACGAUGAAGAUACCGAGAACCGUAACGAUAAAUGGGGCAUUCUGCCAGAUGGGAUUUAUAACGGAAACACUCGCAUCAGUUACUGCUGCAGAAACGAUGGGCCGAGUAGCACGGCAAUUCUGUUACCGACAGACAGUCCGUUCGUCCUGAUGCGCUUCGGAGGCACAUGCCAGUCGGUGCAAGGAAUGAGCGUGCGGGACUUGUACAUUCGCUGGGAUGACGAGGAUGAGGACAACUCCGAUUCAGCCGUCGGAAUGCAUCCAGACGACACUGGCCCUUAUAAUAAUCACGAGUUGCAUUUCUGUUACUACAACUAAUGGGGUCACGGGUUUAUCAUAGGAUAAUACUUGACAUAGUUGGCAUUUGACUCACAGGGUGUUUGUGAAAGACCAAAACCUGAUUGUAUGACCGCAUGUAUCCUCUUCACAUUUUGAUUAACAAA
Messenger RNA from Mya arenaria, 509 nucleotides. RefSeq lists its product as uncharacterized. Gene Ontology annotation, molecular function: wide pore channel activity. Lineage: Eukaryota; Metazoa; Mollusca; Bivalvia; Myida; Myidae. The record is from RefSeq and is a predicted model, not a curated record. Gene Ontology annotation, cellular component: membrane. The transcript is spliced from 3 exons. The coding region runs from base 1 to 384 and encodes 127 amino acids.